Molecule: messenger RNA, 1197 nt
Organism: Papilio machaon (common yellow swallowtail)
Lineage: Eukaryota; Metazoa; Arthropoda; Insecta; Lepidoptera; Papilionidae
Gene: Cchl
Product: holocytochrome c-type synthase
Exons: 5
Coding region: 162-932 (256 amino acids)
Biological process (GO): cytochrome c-heme linkage
Cellular component (GO): mitochondrion
Molecular function (GO): holocytochrome-c synthase activity
Source: RefSeq, a predicted model, not a curated record
UGAACAUAGGAUCUUGACGGAUUCCGUUAAAAGAAAAUCGAGUAGGUUAUUUUAUUUUCAUUCUGGACUGGCAACAUUAUCAGUUUUAAUGUCAUUCAAGUGUUGUGAUUAUGACAUCUAUGUAACCUCUUCACCUUACGUAAGGCGCCUAAUAAAGAAAGAUGGGUAACAAAGUCUCAGCAGAAGCAAUGCAUAUAAAAACAGAGAAAAAUGUCAACCCUCCGCCAGAAUGUCCUAUGCAUAAUAAGACAAACGAUGCCGACAAUGCCAAAACUGCGCCUUCAGAAUGUCCAGUGCAACAUAGUAAAAACGAUAUUAAUCCAUACAACAUGAUGCCUCCUGCAAACCAACAACCAGCACCUGACCAACCAUUUCCCCUUCCAACAAAUCGACAAGUUUCUUCAAUUCCAAGAGCAAUGCCCGAUGGCUCAACUGAAUUUUGGGUUUACCCUAGCCAACAAAUGUUUUGGAAUGCAAUGCUACGCAAGGGAUGGCGUUGGAAGGAUGAUGAAAUAAAGCAGAAAGAUAUGGAUGAUAUAAUUCGCAUACACAAUGCAAACAAUGAACAAGCUUGGCAAGAAGUGUUGAAAUGGGAAGCACUCCAUGCUAAGGAGUGUGGACAUCCCAGGUUGAAAAGUUUUGGAGGGAAAGCAACUGAUUACAGUCCAAGGGCCAGAUUUCGUUCUUGGUUGGGGUAUGAGCUUCCAUUUGAUCGUCAUGACUGGAUUGUAGACAGAUGUGGAAAAGAUGUGCGAUAUGUUAUUGAUUAUUAUGAUGGAGGGGAAGUGGACAAUAAAUAUCAAUUUGCUCUCCUUGAUGUCAGGCCAGCGAUGGACUCCUUUGAAAAUGUAUGGGACAGAAUGAGAGUUAUGUACAUGAGAUAUCGGUAUGAACUCUUAGGCAACAAGGAGAAUACAAAAUUGACUAAUUAACUUCAUUCUGAUAGAAAUUUUUUAAGUUAUAUGUUUUAUUUACUUAAAUUAUGUUCUAAAAUGUUCUAAUGAUGUCCUAGUUUCACAAGAAUUAUGUUUAAUUGCCAUUUACUGCACAUAGUAAGAUUUCAUUGUUAUGUGGGGUUCCUUUGUCGGCAAAAUUUGUCACUGCAGAAACUCUUUGUGAUUCUAAUUUCUUGUUAUAUAAUUCGGUUUUAGUGUCAUAGUAUUAACCCUUAAAAAUUAGUUUUAAAUGAUUGCUUCU